AUGACUAGGAGGUCCAACAAGGACAACCUAGUUGAACAUCCAGAGAUAGACAAGCUUGAGAAGCAACUUAGGAAGCAAAAGCCCAAGAGAUGGCCGACGAAGCAGCUCGCGCUCACGCCGCUGAAGUGGCGCGCGCUCAAGAAGAAGGAAGAGAUCCACCUCCUCCUCCUCCUAGACCCUGCUGGAGAUGUGAACGCACAACCCCAAGCUGGAGCACCUACAAUCGGAGACUAUGACUCUGCCGAUGCUUUCUUCAUGGAUAGAAACCCUAUCCAUCCACCACCACCUGCAAGGAAUGACUAUGAGAUCAAGCCUCAGAUCAUUGCAUUGGUUAGACAGAACCAAUUCAAUGGACUUCCAGCUGAGCACCCUCUUGAUCACAUAGAAAACUUUGAAGAAAUUUGCAGCACUACAAGAUCCAAUGGAGUCUCUGCUGACUACCUUAAGUGCAAGCUCUUUUCAUUCUCUCUUGGCGACAAAGCUUCAAGAUGGUUGAAGUCUCUGCCAGCUCACUCCAUCACCACUUGGGAUGAGUACAAGGCUGCAUUCAUCAACCACUUCUACACCAAACAGAGAUCAAUUUCUGUGAGAAACAAGAUCUCCACUUUCGCCAAGCAACAAUGA
Microthlaspi erraticum is the source of this 624-nucleotide messenger RNA. NCBI's taxonomy places the organism in Eukaryota, Viridiplantae, Streptophyta, Magnoliopsida, Brassicales, Brassicaceae. The record is from the annotation of a GenBank genome assembly.